GCCAGGAAUACCUACGAUGGGAGGUCGUUCAAGACCUUCUUUCUUACGUCAGUUGUCGACAAGGAUGGCACAAAUUGGGUCAAGGAAGACAAGAAGGUCGGCCUUGACUUGCGGCUCUUUCAAGGCUACAACGUCAAGGCUUUCUCCAUGAAAGUGUUUGACGUGCGAGGGGACGGCACCGAGCUUCGCAUGCUGACUGCGAAACAGUUCCUCAGUAGAAUGAAUGGCUACCGCGUCACUGACUGCCUUCCUGUCGUUGAAAGGUGCUUGGAGCUCACCAAACCCUUGGUGAAAUUCAGCAGCCCGGCGGACCAACUGCCAGGCGUUGUUAAGGAGUACACGGAAGCCUUCUCGAGGCUGCCUCUGGACCAGCAAGCCGACUGCGCUUUCGUGCCCUUUGUCACGAGCUCGAGGAAAUCGCGACAGACGCCAUCCGCGCCGGUUGGGAAGAGGAAACAGUUGGCUGCUUGUCAAGCUCCGCCUUUGCCAGCCGCGUCGCCCUCGCCCUUGCCCUCGAUGAGGGGAGGUCACGAUAUCGCUCAAUGUUCCAGCGAGGCUACGGAGUACGAUGACAGAAAUCUGUACGGACGCAAAGCUCCGCGUGACAGUGCUCGGGAAGGUGCGACUGCCCUCACUGAGCGAAACGAGGAGGAAGAAGAUGGGGAAGCUGCGGUCCCGGGCCACGUGAAGACGACGGUGAUGACGAGUAUAUGGACGUUGGGGAUGAGAACAUGCAGGACCAAAACAUGCUUAGCGAUGAUGACGUCGGUGUCACGUCGAAGCAUGGCCAUGGUGACAUCCCCACCGGUUUUGUGGGAGCGGCUGUUGGUCGGCCCUUGUGUGCUUUUAUUGGGUAGGGCGCACGAGGGUCUUGUGUGGGAAUUCUUACUGGCAAAGAAUAAUGUCAUUGCCUGUGACGAGUCAGCAAAGGACAUUGCAUACUUGACAAAGUUCAUCGAUAUACCUAUCAAGGACGACAGAUUCAACUGCCACGUCGAGAAACCGCGUUGCAAACAUCGCCCGAACAGGGACAUGUUCCACAAGUUGGGGCCUAAGAGACUGAAGGUGUGGGAGUACCUGUUCUGCGAUAUGCCACAAGGACGGCUUGACGGGAAAUAUAUAUACAGGAAAGCAAAGGCAACAGAGACCCUCAAAUAUUAUCACGGUGCUCUCACUAGCGCCUUUGAGACAAUUGUUGCUCGAUGCGAGAUCCACAAGUUCGAUCUUCGCAAAGACCAAUUGACGUCCAAGGACUACGCGGAGCUCGCGAAAUCGGGCGAUGGCUUUAACCCCGUCGAGAGCGAGGAAGAUUCUUCGGACUCUGACCUCGAACUGGGCGAGGACACAUGUGCUAAGGUUCCGCGCGGAGGAAUGGUGCAAGCUCAUGAUGACGGAACUGUCCAUUCGCACGAAGGGCCCAUCCCAGUGGUCGCCCCAAGCGUCGCCUCAAUGGUGGCCCCGUCGGAGACUGCUGCAUUGCAAGACAAUGGAAGAUGCAGUGGCAAUGAAGAAGACGAUAUUGAGAUACCAGGCGAGGCGUCGACGCUCGCACCAGGUGAUGCAAUUCCUCCAGGCUACUGUGCUGACCCGAACACGAUUUAUUUCUUGGAGGGCAAACACACCCACACAGGCGAGGAUCAAUGGGGCCAUGACAUCAUAUGGCAUGAGGGCGUUUUACAGCCGUGCAUCCAAGAUGGAGAGUGGAAGAUGGCGGUGAAAUACACAAGCGGUUGGAAGACUUUUCGCCGGAUGUCAAAGGACAUCUGGUUGAAAACGACGGAGCUCGCGAUCCUACAUCGCGUGUGCGUCGAGAAUCCAGGGCAAAGCGAGGCCGCGAUCAAAGCCAAGGCUGAAGAAUUGUUUAAUGUCUUGCGCGACAAUCGGUAACUGGAGUACAACAACAAAUUUUAUGCCCUGCG
This is a messenger RNA of Chara braunii, 1919 nucleotides long. Lineage: Eukaryota; Viridiplantae; Streptophyta; Charophyceae; Charales; Characeae. The record is from the annotation of a GenBank genome assembly.